GAGCAGGAAGUGUCGAACAGCAACUGAGCCCUAGGGAAGCAGGCUGGAGUGUGAGCAACACGGUCACCUGCGACCUAAUUACUCAAGAGCUGUCCCCAAGUCACAGGAGGGGAGAGGAUCUUUCCUGCUGAGUCUGUCUAGAAGACAAUACACCCCACAGCUCAACACAGCCUGGAGAGAAAACUGACCAGCACUGAGGACACCACCCAGAGCCAAGCCAAGCAAUGGCCCUUCCUGGAGAACACCCGGCCUGACGGGGCAAGAGAACACUUGCUGACUUGCUGGAGAACAAUGAAAAGGAGAAAACUGUGACUGAGCCUCAAACUCAAAACCAACUGAGGUGGACCAUAUUCUCCCAGAGGCCCAGGGCUGGCCGUGACCCCUGGUAGGGAGAAGCCUUGGAUAUUUCUGCUUCAGAAACCUUUUGGGGAAGGUUGAGGGGCCCCAGCUCCCCACGGCUGGCUGCUGUGCAGAUGCUGGAUGACAGAGCCAGGAUGGAGGCCGCCAAGAAGGAGAAGGUGGAGCAGAUCCUGGCGGAGUUCCAGUUGCAGGAGGAGGACCUGAAAAAGGUGAUGAGGCGGAUGCAGAAGGAGAUGGACCGAGGCCUGAGGCUGGAGACCCACGAGGAGGCCAGUGUGAAGAUGCUGCCCACCUAUGUGCGGUCCACCCCAGAAGGCUCAGAAGUCGGGGACUUCCUCUCCCUGGACCUAGGUGGCACCAACUUCAGAGUGAUGCUGGUGAAGGUGGGAGAGGGCGAGGGGGGACAGUGGAGCGUGAAGACCAAGCACCAGAUGUACUCCAUCCCUGAGGACGCCAUGACUGGCACUGCUGAGAUGCUCUUCGACUACAUCUCCGAGUGCAUCUCCGACUUCCUGGACAAGCAUCAGAUGAAGCACAAGAAACUGCCCCUGGGCUUCACCUUCUCCUUUCCCGUGAGGCACGAAGACAUCGACAAGGGCAUCCUUCUCAACUGGACCAAAGGUUUCAAGGCCUCGGGAGCAGAAGGGAACAAUGUCGUGGGGCUUCUGAGAGACGCCAUCAAACGGAGAGGGGACUUUGAAAUGGAUGUGGUGGCAAUGGUGAAUGACACAGUGGCCACAAUGAUCUCCUGCUACUACGAAGACCGCCAGUGCGAGGUCGGCAUGAUUGUGGGCACAGGCUGCAACGCCUGCUACAUGGAGGAGAUGCAGAACGUGGAGCUGGUGGAGGGGGAUGAGGGCCGCAUGUGUGUCAACACCGAGUGGGGCGCCUUCGGGGACUCUGGCGAGCUGGAUGAGUUCCUGCUGGAGUAUGACCGUCUGGUGGACGAGAGCUCUGCGAACCCCGGUCAGCAGCUGUACGAGAAACUCAUAGGCGGCAAGUACAUGGGCGAGUUGGUGCGUCUCGUGCUACUCAGGCUUGUGGACGAGAACCUGCUCUUCCACGGCGAGGCCUCCGAGCAGCUGCGCACGCGCGGCGCCUUCGAGACGCGCUUCGUGUCGCAGGUGGAGAGCGACUCGGGGGACCGCAAGCAGAUCCACAACAUCCUGAGCACGCUGGGCCUGCGACCCUCGGCCACGGACUGCGACAUCGUGCGCCGCGCCUGCGAGAGCGUGUCUACGCGCGCCGCGCACAUGUGCUCGGCGGGGCUGGCUGGCGUCAUCAACCGCAUGCGCGAGCGCCGCAGCGAGGACGUGAUGCGCAUCACCGUGGGCGUGGACGGCUCCGUGUACAAGCUGCACCCCAGCUUCAAGGAGCGGUUCCACGCCAGCGUGCGCAGGCUGACGCCCAGCUGCGAGAUCACCUUCAUCGAGUCAGAGGAGGGCAGCGGCCGUGGCGCGGCCUUGGUCUCGGCAGUGGCCUGUAAGAAGGCCUGCAUGCUGAGCCAGUGAGAGCAGAAACCUCGAAAGCAGGGAGGAGGCCACAGCUCCACGGGACGCAGUCUCCACGGGGACAGGGCUCCACGGGGACAUUGCUCCCCAGAGGUGCUCCCAGCCUGGCCAGGAUAGGGACCCUGGCCUUGUACGGUCCCUGGAUGUCUCCCAUCCCACUGGGGAACGGAGCAGGCCUCUUCUCUCAGAGCUGGUCAGUGGGACAGCCCUAAGGCCCUAACUGUGGCGGAGGAGGGCUGGGAGGAGCGGGAGCAGAGACUCCCAAAGCCCCUCACCUUUCUUGCUGUAAUCAACUACCCAGAAGGGAGUUGCUCACUCAGGACUUUGUUGCUUUCCACACUGCCUGCCUCUUAGAGUCGUCAGCCUGGCCUGGGCCCUCCCUGACUCUGGGAAGGAGGCACCCUCUGGACUCUGCUGUGGCUUGACUUCCCUGGGAACUCAUCCUGUGUGGGGAGGCAGCCCCAGCAGCUUGGCCAGACCUAGACCUGAGCCCACAGGGAGCCAGUGCUGCUGAUCACCUCGGGCCUGGCCACUGUCUUGCCGGAGGCUUAGGAGGCCCAGGGAGCCCAGGGAGGGUUCCAUGGAGGAGAUGUCCCAAGCUGUGGAUAUACCCGGAGACCUUUUCGCUCCCAUACCCCCAUCCCUGAGUGGUUUGUGGCUCUGGGACAGACUCUUACAGUAGGUGAAGAGACAGAGCCCCCAAGCCCCUGCCCACAAGGCCCACGGGGAAGAGGGCCAGCCCUGCAUCUUCGGCUCCCACAGUGCUGGUCCAGGAAGAAACCCCGAGCAGCAUUUGGUCCGCCCCCGAGGGAACAUCCAGGUCCUCUCGUCCUCACCAACCCUCCCACAAACCAUGACACCCUCUCCUUGCCCAAGCUGAGACUGUGUGGGUUUUUUAAUUAAAAGUUUUUAAUGUUUUAAA
This is a messenger RNA of Carlito syrichta (Philippine tarsier), 2793 nucleotides long. It is a transcript of the gene GCK, whose product is annotated as glucokinase. Bases 474 to 1871 code for a protein of 465 amino acids. The record is from RefSeq and is a predicted model, not a curated record. Lineage: Eukaryota; Metazoa; Chordata; Mammalia; Primates; Tarsiidae. The transcript has 10 exons. Gene Ontology annotation, biological process: regulation of insulin secretion; glycolytic process; glucose 6-phosphate metabolic process. Gene Ontology annotation, molecular function: mannokinase activity; glucokinase activity; fructokinase activity. Gene Ontology annotation, cellular component: mitochondrion; cytosol.